Messenger RNA from Austrofundulus limnaeus, 5053 nucleotides. It is a transcript of the gene gon4lb, whose product is annotated as gon-4 like b. The coding region runs from base 245 to 4924 and encodes 1559 amino acids. Gene Ontology annotation, cellular component: nucleus. Gene Ontology annotation, biological process: regulation of DNA-templated transcription. Gene Ontology annotation, molecular function: transcription coregulator activity. Lineage: Eukaryota; Metazoa; Chordata; Actinopteri; Cyprinodontiformes; Rivulidae. The record is from RefSeq and is a predicted model, not a curated record. The transcript has 29 exons.
UACAGUCCGGUUCUGGUUCCAUGGUUCUGGUUCUGUUGAUAAGUCCCACAUGGCGCCAAAACGAACGCGUUGGAACGAGCAGUGCGCAUGCUCGGUGGACGCUCCGCUGUUAGCUUAGCGGACAAACUAGCAGCAGACGCUGUGGCAGCAUCCAGCUGGAGACAAGAGACCAGUGAAGCUGACACAUUUCUCUGACCUUGAACAGGAGGAGGACAGCACACCUGGCUCAGGUUGGGCUGUUGCUAUGGAGACCAGCGAUGAUGAACUGGGACGGCUGGACAUCGAUCUGGACAGGAAGUCCAAACAACACAACCUAACAUCCAGCAACGUGCGCGCCAUCUUACACGAGGUCAUAACGCACGAACAUGUGGUCGCCAUGAUGAAAGCAGCCAUCAGAGACACUCAGGACCUGCCCCUGUUUGAACCAAAGAUGACCCGGUCCAGACUGAAGCAGGCUGUUCAGCAGGGACAGUCUCUGGAGUGGAACCUGACAACAGUGAACACAACAAAGCCACCACAGUUUGUUGACAUCCAUCUUGAGGAGGAUGAAGACUCAUCGGAUGAAGAGUACUGUCCUGAUGGAGAUGAUUAUGAGGAUGAGGAGGAGGAGGAGGAGAUGUUCCUUAGUGACACGGACAGCCUCGCCUCAUCACCCAAGAUUGACAUGAGAUCUCCACCUGAACCUCCAGACAAACACACCCAAGGAUUCUUGCAGAGUGCUGCAGAUCACAUAAAGGAACAGAUGACCUCUACCUGCUCUUCUGCAACUCAGUGCACCUUUCUAGAGAGACUGAAUGCUGUGGAGGAGGAGCUUAAUAGUAGUUCAGUCUACUCAUAUGACCAGACUCUCAGCAGGAAAACUGAUGAUGAUGGUGGUGAUGAAGGAUCCAGCUGUUUGGCGUUUCGGACGCGCUCCAAACAUCCUCUGGUUAAUGUUCCUCUGGGUCAGCUGGAGGCGGAGCUUCUGGCCCCUGACAUCACAGAUGACAUGUAUGAAGAGAUGUCCACCCAGAAGGAGGAGGACCGUCACUGGACAACAUGGCUGCAGGGGCUCAUGGUGCCUGGCCCUGAAGAUGAAGGUGAUGAUGAUGAUGACCCUGAAUACAAUUUCCUGGAAGAUCUGGAUGAACCAGACCUGGAGGACUACAGGACGGACCGGGCCGUGCAGAUCACCAAAAAGGAAGUCAAUGGACUUCUAGAGGAAUUGUUUGAAACGCUCCAGGAAGAUCAUGUUCCAGCUGAAGAUGAGGACCUAGAGACUUCUUCAGUGACUCUUCCUAAGUUUAAUGUUCCUCAGGCUUUAUGUUUUGAGGCUCCGUUAGCUGGAAUGCUAACAGAGCGACGGCAGACAGUUAAAAAACAAUAUGAGGCUGUGCAGCAGAGGAGAGCCCUGCAGGACACUACCAACACAUCCAGUCUGCCACACAACACUGUUGGCCCUGUGUUGGUGCUGUCAGCUCAGAACUGCCCUGCUCUCCAUCUCAACCACAACCAGAAACUGCAGCUGCAGCAACAAAUGCAACAGCAUGUGCAGCUUCUAUGUCAGGUCCAUGUGUUGAGUCGCCGCAUCCACACCCUGAACUACCAGGCUAACCUGACCAAGCGCUACCUGGAGGAACUACAACAUUUUGCCAGUUGUCAGGAGAAGGUCGACUUCCACAGCAGCUUCAGUGUGUGCAACCUGCAGGGGGCGCUAGAUCUUCUGCAAGAAGUGGAGCAGAGAGAGGAGGCUCUACAGCCUGUGUGCAUUCCUACAUCUUCUAAACGCUUGCUGCCCAUGAUGGCUCCUUCUACCAGCAGUCAUGCCUUUCCAUUACUGCCUGCUGAUGCUGCCUGGCUGUUUGCCACACGAGCAGUGUUCCUGUACCCAGAACUACUUCCUGUGUGCAGCCUGGAUCCUGCUGUCCACAGCAAACAUCACAGGAGUGUUUACACAGCAGGAGAAGACGGGCUGAUCGUUCUGGGUCUGAAGCAUUUUGAGGGGGCGGUCCAACUCAUCAGCUCCUACCUGCUCUGUAAAAGUCAAUGGAACAUCAAGAAACAUAUUCAAGAGAUGAGUGGUCCCAGAGCACCAUGCCAUAAUGUCAUUAAGAUGUUCCUGACCCGGGGAGUCAUCCCUCCACUGCCCACAGCUGCAAGCAGGGUUCAGCCAGAAGACCACCGCCCCCCAGUUGACAGGGAUUACUCCAACAUGCCCAACUGGUUGAAGAACAGUCAACUGAUCAUUCAGAAAACUCGUCUGGACACUACUCAUUACCCCCCCUCCCUCCCAGCUGGCUGCACCCUCAGGCUCCACCCUUACUAUAUUAGUAAGACCCGCCCAACUCGCUCUGCUCACAGGCGCCUUUUCACCUUGGCCCACAAUGCAUCUCUGCUUCCUCUUGCCAAAGCUCCAGAGAGCCAUGAGGUGGACACGCAGCCAAGUGGCUCCGACCCCCCUGCUGUGUCAGGAGCCCAACCUUUGACUCAGUCUCCAGUCAGUGGCUCCGCCCCUUUGGCUGCCGUUCAAACAGGCCCCGCCCAUUCAGCUUGUGCUAAUGUCAUCCAACCUGGCCUUCCUAUUGGCCAACCGAACCCUGCUCCUCUGCUCUUGCCCCUCACGUCCCUGUCCAGCCCUAGCACUACAACUCCCAUAAUGCAUUGUGCACAGGAGCCAGGCUAUUUCCUUUAUCAGAUGGUGUGGACGCCACCUGCUUCCUGUUCCACCCACACCUCCCAGCAUGCACUGGGACCAGAGCCUCUUGCUCCAAUCAGAAGGGAGCAGCAGGAGCAGAGCGUCAUGAACACACACACCUUGUCAGAGGAGGUGAGAGAGGGGGAUGAAGAGGAAAACUCUGACUCAACUCUAAGUCCACCGUCAUCGUGCACAGGAGACGAAGAGAAGGAGCUAUGUGGGCAGGAGACAGAAGGACAGGAGCCGGACUGGACUGUGAUGGCUGUCAGCCACAGUGGAGGAAAAGAAGAUGGAAACUCUGAAGGACACAAGGAGCCGGACAAGACCGAGGAACAGGGAGACCAACAAAUGAAGGAAACAUGUGGGGAGGGAGAGGGGGAGCAGCCCAGUGAGGAAGAUGACAAAGGGAGGGAGGCAGGGGGAGGAGAGAGAAAAGGAGAUGGAGACAAGGACCAUCAGGGUGAGGAUGAGGAGGAUGAUGAAGAAGAAGAGGAGGAGGAUUUUGAUGAUCUCACACAAGAUGAAGAUGAGGAAGAAGUGAUGUCUUCAGCAUCAGAGGAGUCAGUGCUGUCUGUUCCAGAAUUACAGGAGACGAUGAAGCAGCUGACUUGGCUAGCAGCAGAGCGGCGUCUCUGUGCAGACGGAGACUCUGAGGACGAUCAAUCUCCGACCUCACAGGAAGAUGAGGAGGAGGAAGAGGAGGAAGACGGGGUGAAGGGUGAGGAUGCAGGACAGGUGCAAAGCUUCAAGACAAGCUUAGAUGAGGAGACACCACACGAAGAGGGGACACCCAGAGGAGGACGAAGGUGUCCUGGACGAGGACGAGGUCGCAGUCGUCCCCUUCGUGGUCUGACGAGAACUCGUCAAGAACGCUUCAGUAAAGACGCAACCAAACUGUCCCUGCUCUACGACGAGAACAUUCUGGAAAAUGAUCCCCUGAGGGAGACUAAAGACACUGCGUUUGCUCAGAGUUACCUGAAGAGGGUACGUGAGGCACUGCAGGAUACACCUGAGCAGGUGGAGGAAUUUGUUUCUCUGCUAAACAAGUUCGAACAGCUGGGAGAAGGACACAAAGUUCCUCUGCUGUUCAGGAAGCUGCAGUGCAUCCUGGGAAACCACACAGAACUCCUCAGAGACUUUGCUGCCUUCCUACAUCCAGAGCAGGCACUGCAGUGUGGAUUGUUUGAGGAGCAGCAGGCCUUUGAACGCAGUCGGCGCUUUCUGCGACAGCUGGAGAUCAGUUUUGGGGAUAAUCCAUCACAUUAUCAAAGGAUUAUUAAAGCUCUGCAGACGGGACCAGAUCUGGGUCCAACCAGCAUUCAGGAGCUGAAAACCCAGAUGGCAACUCUUCUAAAAGGCCACACCCACCUACAAACUGAAUUCUGGGUAUUUUUUGAUGAUCUCCGCCCACCUCCAGCUCACCCUGGGCAGUUUGAAGAAGCCCAAUGGCCAGAGGACGGAGAGGGUGGAGAGGGCAGUGGUCAGGUGUCAGCUGGUGCAGCCACCGGGAGCUUUGAGGAGGUGACACUGCCAGAGCUUGAAGAGGAAGAGGAGGUUCAUAAGAUUCAACCAAUUACCAGCCGGCGCCAAAGGAGGAAGAUGAACUCCCACAGAAGCUACAAGGGUUCAGCAGGUGUGUCCAGGACUAUGAAAAGCCUCAACCCUUUAUACUGUCAGAUAGACUCCACCCACAAUCAGCCAUGUGACAAGAAUCUGGAUGUGAAGCGCUGCAACAAAAGUCUGCAGCCAGAUCAUAGUGCAUCAUGGGAAGGAUCAUUCCCUCUCACUGAUGAUAAGGAAGAGGAAGAAGAAGAUGAAGAGCUAAAUGAAACAGGAGGCACUGAAGAAGAGGAGGAAAGCCCUGUAGUGAAGAGGAGGAGAGAAGACCCAGUACAGUUACCACAGGUCUGCUCUUCCUCAGUUUCUGUGUCGUCUUCAUCUUCCAUCGCUCCUCGGCCCAGCCCUCCUCCUGACCUCCCUGUUUGUGCCAAGAACAUGUCUCUGACAGCGAGUGGAGAAAAGGUUAUUCUGUGGACCAGAGAAGCUGAUCGUGUUAUACUGAUGAUGUGUCAACAAGAAGGGGCCAAUCAGAACACAUUUCAGAUCAUCUCUAGUCUGCUUGGCAACAAGAGUCCCAAUGAGGUGUCUCACAGGUUUCGAGAUUUAAUGCGACUGUUUCGGACAUCAGCUCGUCACACCAGCUCAGAGGAUGAAGCUCCGCCUUCUGCAGCCAAUGACGCAGAAGAUUGACCAGUCAGAUGGACCUGUAAAAACAAGUGGAUGAUGGAUAUGUUCAAUGGGAAAUAAAUGUAAAUACAGCACUACAAUGAUUAUUUAUUGAUGGAAAAUUUUUAAUAAAUCAUCUUUUGCCACAUUAAA